GGGCCACACGACGUGGACACAGGCGCCCUGCCUGCGCCGCACAGAGUACACACCGUCUUCGUGAGUUUUAUGCUGCUGUUCCAGCUCUGGGACCUGUGCAGGGAAUCCGUGCUGUUACACUCGGGGUCUGGAGUGAUGGGAGCCACUUCCUGCUGAGUGGGUUCUAGAGUGCGUUACCAUGGUGAUGGCGGCCUUCUUCAGAGGCCGAUGGGGGCAGAAGGCACAGGAUCCCCCUGACAAGCGGGACUCGGGUGCCAAGCAGUUGUGCCAGGAAGAGGACGAUGGGGACGAGGACCCCGGUUCUGCGGAGGAGGGAUCCGGUAGAAGACUCAUGCCCAUUCGCAGAAACUCUAGGUUCUACAGUUCCAUGAGGAAGAAGAGGCUUUCCCAGGAGACCGUCUCUUCCGAGCAGCCAACUGAAAAUCUGGCUGGCUCAAUGAAACCGACUUCCGAUGUGGCCAAAAAAAGUCGGACCGGUAACCAAUCGAACCCCGGAAUGCUUGACGGCCACAGGACGGCACAACGUCCUACCUCAGCCUCUGAAUAUCCGACUGUGUUGCCGAGCAACCAGGAGCCCAGAAGCCCACGUGUGUUGGAGAGUGGAGCGGCGGCGGCAUCCCCCGCAGAGGCGGUGCUGAGAAGGGGGCUACGAGGGCCGGACCUGCCCCCCCGCAACGGACAGCGCACUGACUGUGCUGCGGGAUCGCACGUCUCCAGGAGUCCGCGGAGUGACGGCAUUAUGGAGAGUCUCGUGGCGCCGAUGGCUGACUGCUUGGUGCGGGAGCUGGGUGAUGGCACCUGUCCUGGUGGCCUGGAGCCUGGGGGGGCGGCGGACCUGGACACGGUAAAACUGAGACUGGUGAAAAAUGACAAGCCCCCGGACAAGUGGGACGGCCCCAGGUCUCCCAUCUGCCACAGCAUCAAGAUCAUCAAAAACAUCCCAUUCCUGUACCAGGAAUAUAGGGACACAUCAGAGCAGCAGGAGAUCGAGCAGCGGAGGCAGCUGGAUACCCUACAGCUGGGAGGCGGGGCAGGGGGCGGAGCUGUAUCUGUGGGUGUGGCCCCACCCACCUUGCAGCUUCAGCUGAGGAAUGAUUCGCAGUCCCUCAGCCUGUGGCAGAACCUGGACGUGGUCCGGCAGAGUGGCCUCCUAUCAACCCUGCCACAGAAAGAGAUCAUUAUGCAGGAGGCCAUGUUUGAGCUGGUGACCUCAGAGGCAUCAUAUUAUAAGAGCCUUGAGCUACUAGAGACCCACUUCCUUAAGAACCCGGUGCUGGUCAACACUCUCAGCCAAACGGACACGCAUUUCCUCUUCUCCAACAUCGAGGAGGUCAUGAAGGCCAGCGAGAGGUUUCUGAUGGACCUGGAAAACCGAGUGGAGCAGUCCAUCCAGAUCUCGGACGUGUGCGACAUCGUUUACGAGCACGCCGUGCAGCACUUCCACGUCUUCAUCAACUACGUGAUCAACCAGGGCUACCAGGAGAAACACUACCGACGGAUAUUACAGGGAAACGCACCUUUUCGGGAGACAAUGGCCAAGCUGGAGAACCAGCCCAAAGUCCGCGGCCUGUCCUUCACUUCCUUCCUCAUCCUCCCCUUUCAGAGGAUCACGCGACUCAAGCUGCUGGUUCAGAACAUCCUGAAAAAAGCCGAGGAGAAUUCAGAUAGAGAGGCCAACGCUGUCAAGGCCCAUGAAGAGUUGGAGAGGAUAGUGAAGGAGUGCAAUGAGGGCGUGAGGAAGAUGAGCAGGACGGAGGAGCUCAUCAGCAUCGAGAAGAUGCUGGAGUUCAAAUGCAAGUCGGUGCCAGUGAUCUCACACUCCCGCUGGCUGCUGAAGAAGGGCGAGCUCCAGCAGAUGAACGGACCCAAGAACACCAGGACCAUGCGCAGCCGCAAGCUGUACCAACCCCUCUACCUCUUCCUCUUCAACAAUUUGCUGCUCGUCACCAAGAAAAGCUCAAAUGGGGAAAAGUAUCAGGUUCUGGACUCCUGUACUCGGGCCAUGCUGAGGACGGAGGACAUGGAGGACCAGGGCCAGAUGCUGGCCAACGUCUUCACCCUCAACCUUCUGGAGAACCAGGAAGACCGCCAGGUCACCUACUUGCUCAAGACCUCCAGCGUGAGUGAAAAGCUGCGCUGGAUCUGCGCCCUCACUCCCAACCGGCGCACGCGUUUCCUCUCUACCAGCGCCCACCAACCAGACUCACCCCAAGUGCAGUGCAUACAGUCCUAUUCAUCACAAGAACCCGAUGAACUUUCCAUCGAGAUGGCUGACGUUCUCAACAUCCUGGAGAGGACUGACGACGGUUGGAUAUUGGGUGAGAGGCUUCACGAUGGUGAAAAGGGUUGGUUCCCCAUCCGGGUGGUGGAGGAGAUCAAGAACCAGGAGCUGCGGGCGCAGAACCUGCGUGAGUGCCAGAGGAUACAGCUGGCCAAGGGGGGCGCCGCUGGCCGUUCGCUGGCCGGUUCCCGGGCCAGGGGUCCGCAGAAAAUUGUCAGCCCCGAUUGGCUACGACCCCACCAAUCAAUACAGGACUAGAGAGUCGCUAUGAAACAUCCCUCCCACUUCCCUGUUAUUUUGUGUUAACCUGUUUGUUAACCCUUGAGGGCAUCUAGGGGUCAAAAACGCCGUGACCUUCCCUGAAAAGAACCACCUUUCUGCUGCUGACCAUUCCGUCUGCACACCUCAACGUUAGCAUUAGAAUACAUUACAUGCUUUCUUCAAUCCUUGGAGUGGAGUAGUCUUCUGGGACCAGCACUCAGAAUGCACCUCACCGUGAACCUUUCUGUGUGAGGAUGAGGAGGGAGGAUUGCAGAGGUGUUUUUCCUCUGGGUGAAGAGCCAACAGCAUGUCCAUCUUCCUGGAUUUACCGCUGCAUCACAACAUGCUGUAAUCUUUACAAACGAAGCUUGAAUUAAGCAAAUACGACAAUAUAGAGCCAUGAAAUCAGCUGACAGUGUUUCACUUGCUGUUAUUGUUGUUCGAUCUGUUUAAGAUAACUGAAUGAAGAAAGAAAAUAUUGCAAAAUCACUGCACAAGCAACAUGUACAAUAAUUCGGAGAUAUGGGGGGGGG
Messenger RNA from Brienomyrus brachyistius, 3075 nucleotides. RefSeq names its product neuronal guanine nucleotide exchange factor (gene ngef). Gene Ontology annotation, molecular function: guanyl-nucleotide exchange factor activity; protein binding. Gene Ontology annotation, biological process: activation of GTPase activity. The record is from RefSeq and is a predicted model, not a curated record. The transcript has 16 exons. Bases 179 to 2539 code for a protein of 786 amino acids. Lineage: Eukaryota; Metazoa; Chordata; Actinopteri; Osteoglossiformes; Mormyridae.